Erythranthe guttata (spotted monkey flower) is the source of this 1479-nucleotide messenger RNA. The record is from RefSeq and is a predicted model, not a curated record. Lineage: Eukaryota; Viridiplantae; Streptophyta; Magnoliopsida; Lamiales; Phrymaceae.
AUGGCUUAUGCUGCUGUGUCUUCUCUUGAGCAAACAAUUGAUCGCCUUUUAAAUUCUUCACAUAUUUCAAUUGCUCAAAAUUCAUCCCCACAAAUCAUAGAACUUCUCUACAAGGAGGUCCGUUCCUUAAGAGAAGCUCUCAGACAAUUCAACGCGAGGAGGAGCACCGUUAACGUGAAGAUGGUCAAAACUUUGGAGGUGGAAAUCAUAGUUGCGGUCCACAAAUUUGAAGAUGUAAUAGAAUUCCAUGUCGCAGAUCAGUUCCAUUCACAAUCCGAAGAAAAACAAGAAGAGACCACUAAUCAUCCACCAUUAGCGUUGUUCUCAGUAGACGUGCAGGAAAUAAAGCAAGAUAUCGAUUCAUUUAUUGAGACGGCGAACAAGAUGAACAAGGCCUACGCUCAUGAGUUAUGCAACCCUUCGCCGGAAGAAAACGAAGAUGCUUGUGCGGUCCGUUCAAGAAUUGCUUUUGAUGGAAACGAGUCCAACAUGGUUGGGUUAUCUGAUCUAUUUAUCAAAAUCAAAGAUCAGCUUGGAGAAAAUUCCUCACAGUCCAAAGGAAUGAUUUUCAUACUCUGUGGAAUGGCAGGUAUUGGUAAGACCACUCUUGCCAAGAAACUCUUUCACGAACCAUCAAUUGCGAGUCAUUUUAGCAGACGUGUGUUUGUCAAAAUUGGCCCAAAGUAUCGAUUAGUCGACAUCUUGGUUGAUAUUCUAAAACAAUUGAAUCCUGGCAUUGAAGAAACAAAUAUUCUCAAUGGAGAUGAAUUAGUAUUAUUAGCUGAGUUGAAAAGCAUGGUGUACCAAAGUUUAAAGAAAUUGAGAUACUUGAUCGUGUUGGAUGAUGUAUGGAACAGAGAGCUCAUUUCUGAAUUGAGAGAGUUAUUUCCAGAAGACAAUAAUGGAAGUCGAGUAUUGCUGACGACCAGGCUCCAACAAAUAGCUGAAUGGAAGAAAUAUAACGUACCAUUCUUAAAUAAGAAAGAAAGUUGGGAUCUUCUUCGUCAAAAGGUGUUUGGUGAAGAAUCGUGCUCGUUUGGACUUGAGAAAGCUGGAAAGAAAAUUGCCGAGAACUGUGAAGGUCUUCCCCUUACAAUCAUCACAGUUGCCGACAUUUUAUCCAAAGCAGAGAAGACAACAGAGUACUGGAACAAGGUAGCCGACGAUAAACAAGAUUCAGUUUACAAGGAUGCAUAUGCUCAAAUAUCAACAAUACUAUACCCGAGCUACGAUUACUUAGAUCAACAUUUAAAAGCAUGCUUCCUCUACCUUGGAGCUUUCCCACAAAAUCAUAUGAUAUCAUUGUAUGACAUGAUCAACUUGUGGAGUGUUGAAGGGUUUCGUGACUCGGAAACAGCUACCUACCCAGGCAUGGUCACGACUUUCACGGAUGGGGCUAACUAUUAUUUUUUUGAGCUUUACUCCCAAAAUGUUGUCAUAGGAUAUCAAAAACCAGCGUCGAUUGUCCAUUCGCAAUAG